AUGGCGAUUUUCAGUGUGUACAUCUUGAAUCGAGCCGGGGGACUUAUUUAUCAUUACGACCACGUUACGCCAAAAAGCGAAGUGGAACAAGCAUUUAGCUAUCCUUUAGACAUUGUGCUACGUGAAGAUGAUAAAAUAACAGUGAUUUUUGGUGAAAGAGAUAAUAUAAAAGGUAAGUUUAAAUUCAAUGAUCAUGAGACAUCUUAUUUCCACUCAGUUUAUAAAGCUUGUACAAUGUAAUUAUAUUAAAAGCAAUAAAUUUCCUUUAAAUUAGUUGGACAUGCCUUGUUGGCGAUUAAUGGCGAGACCGUCACAGGAAGGCGUCUGUCUGAUGGGAGAGAAGCUAUGGAAGUUAUCAGAGAUCCGGCGAACUACCCUCUUAACUUGAAGUUCGGUCGGCCAAAGCUCACAACCAACGAGCGCAUUAUGUUAGCAAGCAUGUUUCAUCCGUAAGUCAAUCAUGCUUAAUACUAAAUUUAAUGUUAUGGUCCACCGACAAAGAAAUAACACAACACACAAGGCUUCAAAGAUGAUGUGAACUGUGGAAAUACAAAUGUAAAUGGAGAUAUGAUCGUUGCAGUGGUAAGUGGAAAUAUGGGGAAUUGCAAAUUAACCUGAGAAGAAUUUUGGGACUUCAGUGGGAUUUAAACCCAUGGCCUCUGCGUUAACGCUGCAGUGCUCUACCAGCUGAGCUAUGAAGACCCAUACAUUGGGAGCAGGCCAAUUUGUUGAGUUCAUCUUAACCCGUGAGAGGAAUGAAAAAUUGAAUGAAGAUGAACUGAACUGCUUUGGUGGGAGAAAUUGGGCAGGGAAAAUGCCCGAAUAAAACCCACCAACUGGAUAACCCAUCGGAUGAGGGGUUUUGGCACAUGGCUCCUAGGGGGUGCCUCAUGCCUACACUUAAAGGGGAGCACGAUUCACACAUCCAUGUGGCUGGAAUUACUUGUAUGUCCUUGGUCAAGUAAACCAAGUCCAGCAGUAUUCCCAUCUCUCCCCACCCCCUGACAGGGCUUUAGCACAAGUCUGAAGGGGUGCUGCAAACAGCGAUUCCCCACCCAACCCCCCAAAAAAUGCCAAGUAGAACAAGAAGUUCCUUGUGCUAAGCCCAGUCCCGAAAGACCCUCUCUCCAGUUAGAUGCAAAGGGGGGGUGCUUACUCCAGGUGGCUUGUUUUUGGUAAGAUCAAUGGUAAGUGACCCAGAGGUAACCCCUGCUGACCCCGUUGAGGAAUGGAAUAGAGUGAGGCAUUGGUGGAGAAAGGGCAAGCCAGGUAGUGAGUACCUCAGGGAUUAGAGCAAGCUAACUGGGUGCAUUUUAUGUCAAUUACACCCUGAUUAAGCCUUGCAUAAUCUUAUCACUAUUAUAUGUAACUUGAUUUGUUUGCAGGCUGUAUGCAAUCUCUGCUAAACUGUCUCCAGAACAAAGAUCUUCUGGAAUUGAAGUAUUAGAAGCAGAUUCCUUUAAACUUCAUUGCUACCAAACACAUACUGGUAGGUUUUAAAUAUAUUUAAAGAUGUUCCUGUAUAGUUUGUGAACGGAUCAAGAAGAUAUCAGGGUCAGAUAAAAUAAGGGAAAGGUCAAUAUAAAUAGCUAAUGGCCAAAAUUCCUCUCUGUCAUUUCCUGACAAAAAGAACUUAUAUACCAUACUACUAAGAAUGUAAUAAUUCUUAAAGAGUAUCAGUUGUUAUUAUUUUAAAAGCAUGAGUGUAUGCAAGAAAGCUUAGGAAUUUUGAUGAAGAAGUUAUUCACUAGCCUGAUAGAUUUGUUACAGUUGAAUUUUAAUUUCAGGUGGUCUUUGUAUAGGUAAUAGCAUGAUUUGUAGUGAUAUUUGGCAUAAAUACCACGAGUGAUAUUUCGAAAUUGUUGUACGUAAUUUCACGAGCCGUUAGGCGAGUGAAAUUUGAGUCAAUUUUGAAAUAUCACUAGUGGUAUUNAAUAUAAAUAGCUAAUGGCCAAAAUUCCUCUCUGUCAUUUCCUGACAAAAAGAACUUAUAUACCAUACUACUAAGAAUGUAAUAAUUCUUAAAGAGUAUCAGUUGUUAUUAUUUUAAAAGCAUGAGUGUAUGCAAGAAAGCUUAGGAAUUUUGAUGAAGAAGUUAUUCACUAGCCUGAUAGAUUUGUUACAGUUGAAUUUUAAUUUCAGGUGGUCUUUGUAUAGGUAAUAGCAUGAUUUGUAGUGAUAUUUGGCAUAAAUACCACGAGUGAUAUUUCGAAAUUGUUGUACGUAAUUUCACGAGCCGUUAGGCGAGUGAAAUUUGAGUCAAUUUUGAAAUAUCACUAGUGGUAUUUAUGCCAAAUAUCACGUACAAAUCAUGCUAUUAUUUGUUUAUGCUACUACCCGCAAAGGUUUUGUAAUUUUCACAUGUAGGUAUUUCAAAUUAAGCUGAAAUACCACUGCUCUUAGCCAAUCAAAUUGAAGAAAUUUCUCACGUAGUAGUAUAAAAAGGAUAAGCACAAAAAUGUUCUAACUAGAUGAAAUUGUUCCAGCUCAUGUAUGAGUUAAAUAAAAUCCCCUCUGAUGUAAACAGUUCAUCUUCUUGGUAAAAUUUUUAAUAUAUUAAUAAAUUCCAUAUCAGCCAUAUCUGCAUAUGAGUUUAAAUUUACUCUCUUUGUGCUUCUUGAAUUUCAACAGGAUUAAAGUUCAUUGUGCUAACAGACCCAAAACAACUUGGAAUGGAUAUAUUCUUAAAAAAGAUUUAUGAGCUUUAUUCAGAUUUUGCCCUGAAGAAUCCAUUUUACUCACUGGACAUGCCCAUAAGGUAACAACAAAACAGUAUGUAUGAUUUUACAAAACUUUAUUUAACCAGAAAUUGCUUGAGCGUAGAUGAGGAAUAACUUUCAGAGAGAAUUAUUUUGCCUUAAAACCCAGUUAGUGAUGUCAGAAUACUACUUACAUAUAACUAUUAUAAACUAAGAGUACAUUUAACCCUUCAAGCCCUAAGAGUGAUCAGCAUCAAAUUUCUCCUCGCAAUAUCAAUGCUUUGUAAAACAGAGUGGUCAUGGGAAUUAGAGACAUGAUCACACAAGAUGAAUUUGCUUGAUAUUUUAUCAACUUCUCCCCUCCACUACUUCUGUAGGAAAUGAGAAGGAGCGACAAAUAAGAUAUCAAUUUUUGAUCUUAGGGAUUAAAGGGUCAAUGUAUUAAGCAUUGUUAUUUAUUGAGGACACUGCUUGUACAUCUCCUACCGGAGAUAUUUGUUUACAUGGUCAUCCAAGCCACUUGAAGGUCUAGCCAUUUGCAGGGCAAAUGGAUGGACCUUGAUUUAUAAAAAGGGUCUAUGCUAAAUAGCAAAGUUAUUGUUUUAAGCUUGAGAACAGAUGCUUAACUUGUAUUUUUGGUUUGCAACCACGUGGCAAGGCAGCCAUGUUGGUAGACAAAGCAAUACAAAUUUUUGUUUGCAGAAUUUGUAUGAAAAAGGGGUUUAAUUCCCAGCGGAGGGAAACACUGUUAUUCUUGUCAAUUGACAUGGCCGCUGUGACGUCAACAGUGAACCAGCAAUAGUGCUGAUUUAACUAGGCUUCUCUCUCUUUAGGUGUGAACUGUUUGACACAAACUUACAGAGAGCGUUGGAUCAGGCUGAGAGGUCAAGCAAUCCCUCUUUAGCUUAA
This is a messenger RNA of Porites evermanni, 3608 nucleotides long. The record is from the annotation of a GenBank genome assembly. Lineage: Eukaryota; Metazoa; Cnidaria; Anthozoa; Scleractinia; Poritidae.